AUGUUAGGUUGGAAUAAAAUUACUUAAUUAACAAGUAAAGCAGGAGGAGCAGUAUCAAAAGUAAAAGAUUUUGCGAAAGAUUUAAUAACAGUUGAUACUGAAGAUAAUGAAAAUUAAACAAAUAGCUCUAGUUAAGAUUUUUAAUCUGCAUUUGCUUAAUUAUAAAAAGGAUAUGGUUUAGCUUAAAGUCCUAAGGAAAAUUCUAAAAAUGUUAAUGAAUUAACAAAAAGUCCAAAUGAAUCAGUAUCUCCCAUUCUCAGAGAAAAGAAAAUUGAAAUGUAAGAAAUUAAGAAAAAUGAAUUCGAUAAUUCUGCCUUUAUUGGAAUAAAAGAACUUAUUUAACAAAUAUUUUUAUCUCUUUAAUAAACAAUAAAAGCGUUAUCAGAAGAAAAGAAAAUUAUUAAAGAAGAAAUGAAGGGAAAUAUUUUAAAAGAGUAAAAAGAUUAAUCAUUAGAAUAAUCAGAAAUAAAUAAAGAUGAUAUUAAUUAUAAAGGAUAAAUAAAUUAAGAAUCUUUAAAAGAUAAAUUAAAUGAAAUAUCCAAGAAUUCAUCUAAAUAGUUGGAUGUAUUAAUUCUGUAAAUUUAAAAUAAUUAUUAAGAUUCACUAAAUAAAUUAAAUGAUCAACUAAUUAUUGAAUAAUCAUCAAUAGAAGAGAUCGGAUCACUGAUAAAUUAAUUUUUUAUUCAAAUAUCUCGUUAAAGUACUUUUUAUGAUAGAUUUCUCUCACUUAGAUAAUCAAAAGGUUAAACUAAAGAAGUUAUAGCUUUAAUAGAAAAAUCACUAAUUAAUACAGGAACUGAAAUAAUCUAAUAAAAACAAGAUUAAUAAUAGAGUAAAAAAGAAUAAUUAUUGAUAAAUGAUAAUGGCAGUUUAUAAAAAAAAGUUGCAGAUAUGUAAGAAAAAAUUAGUAGUGCUAAUAAUUAAAUAAAAGAUUUAUAAAAUAGAAUAAAAGAGUUGGAAAAAUAUCAAUAAGAGUGGGAUAAGAUAAAAAGAGACUAUGCUGAAGAGAUUAAAUAAAAUUAUAAUGAAUCUGAAAAUCUUAAAGUAAAACUUAAAUAAAAAGAAUUUGAGGUAUGAAAAUAUAAAUACUUUCAGUUGCAAUAAAGUAAUUCAGAUUUACAAAAAUUGCAGGAUCUUCGUACACUUAUAGAGUAGAAAUAGUAAGAAAUUGAUAGAUUAGAAAAACUUUUAGAGGAAUGGUAACUUGAAAACUAAUCCUUAUAGAGCGGUAUUUAAGCAGCAUAACUAUAAUUAGAGGCAGAAAAAGUAUUUUUGAUUAUUACCUUGUUAGGAUCAAAAGGAGAAAAUGAUAAAAAAAUUUUAGGAUGAAUAUAAAAAGUUAAGAUCUGAAAUUAGCAAAGAAGAUAUUAGUUAGUUGAAAUUUUUAAAAGACAAUAAUGAAAAACUUAAAUUAAAUAAUUCUUAAUUGAAAUUAUAAAUAGAGGAGUUAACAAUAAAACAUGAAUCUCUUCUAAGAUCCCAUGAAGAUCUUAAAUUAGAAUCAUAAGCUUUACAUAAUAAAAUUAGGUAAGAUCAGAAUUAUGCUAAUACUAUGGUUGAUAAAAGAGUUAUUACAAAUGUUCUAAUUUAAUAUUUUGAUUUUAAUUCUGAUUUCAAAGUGAAAGUGUAAAUAUUAGAAACUUUAGCAAGUUUAUUAGAUUUUACUAAAGAUGAAAAAGAAAAAAUAAGUAAAUUUUAAUAUAUCAUUAUAGAUCCAUAUCGAAAUAGGUAACAUUAAACAUAAGCUUAAUUAUAGUCUUCUAAUUUUAGAGAUAAAUUUAUUGGAUUCUUAAAACAUGGUGAAUGA
Messenger RNA from Paramecium sonneborni, 1807 nucleotides. NCBI's taxonomy places the organism in Eukaryota, Ciliophora, Oligohymenophorea, Peniculida, Parameciidae. The record is from the annotation of a GenBank genome assembly.